AUGAAAUUAUAUGUACUAACAUAUGCAGCUCUGCUGCUCUCACAGCUUUAUCCAGACCAGAUUAAAGGCAGAGAGCUUCCAGAAGAGAAUGAUGGAGAAGAAUCCAUCAGGAUACAAGAACAUGGACAUGCUUCCACUUCUUUAGAGACUGAAGACACUGAGAAGGACGAAGAGGACAGUGAUGUAGAACACCCUCUCUCUGAGCUGAAACACUUGUCAGAAUCUAGAUAUAAGAAAUGUUCUACAAAGAAGAAAAAUGUGGAGUCACGGAGGAAAGUCCAGACUGGAGGGAAGCUAAGCUGUGAAGACUGUGGCAAAACAUUUAUUGGAAAAUAUAACUUAAAAAGACACAUGAGAGUCCACAUAGGAGAGAAGCCGUUCUGUUGUGAUCUUUGUGGGAAAAGAUUUAGCCACAAAGGAAAUUUAAACAAUCACAUGGGAAUCCAUACAGGACAGAAUCGUUUCUGUUGUGCUGCAUGUGGACAAAGAUUUAGCUCUAACUCACAACUAAACACACACAUGAGAAUCCACACAGGAGAGAAGCCUUUCUGUUGUGAUCUAUGUGGAAAAAGAUUUAUUCAAAAAGGAAAUUUAAUCACACACAUGAGAAUCCACACAGGACAGAAGCCUUUCUGUUGUGAUCUAUGUGGACAAAGAUUUAGCCAAAAAAGAAAUUUAAACAAUCACAUGAGAAUCCAUACAGGAGAGAAGCCUUUCCGUUGUGCAGCAUGUGGAAAAAGAUUUAGCUCUAACUCACCAUUAAACACACACAUUAGAAUCCAUACAGGACAGAAGCCUUUCUGUUGUGAUCUAUGUGGAAAAAGAUUUACUCAAAAAGGACAUUUAAGCACUCACAUAAGAAUCCAUACAGGACAGAAGCCCUUUUGUUGUGAUCUAUGUGGAAAACGAUUUACCCAAAAAAGAGAAUUAGAAAAUCACAUGAGAAUCCAUACAGGAGAGAGGCCUUUCUGUUGUCCUCUAUGUGGAAAACGAGUUAGCCGAAAAGGAGAAUUAGAAAAACACAUCAGAAUCCAUACAGGACAGAAGCCUUUCUGUUGUGAUCAGUGUGGAAAAAGAUUUAGUGUAAAAAGUACUUUAAACAACCACAUGAGAAUCCAUACAGGACAGAUGCCAUUCUUUUGUGAUCUAUGUGAAAAAAGAUUUAGGUUUAAAACAACUUUAAAGACACACAUGAGAAUCCAUACAGGAGAGAAGCCUUUCUGUUGUGAUCAGUGUGGAAAAAGCUUUACUCAAAAAAUACAUUUAAACAGACACAUGAGAAUCCAUACAAAGCAAGACAAGGCAAGUUUUUUUGUAUAGCAGAUUUCAGUACAAGGACAACGCAAGGAUCUUUCCAUGAUUAAAACGAAGUAAAAUAAAAACAGAAACACCGUUGGAAUAAAUGUAGGAAAAGCAAAACAAAAUAAAACAGGAAAAUGGAAAUUAAGAGCAAAUAUUAAUAAUUUUAUAAACAAUUGGUCUAAAAUUUUGAACUAAUAAUAUUUCAGUUAACUGUUUAAAACAGUCAAAAGCAAUCCUAAACAAAUCGCGGGCAGCAGAGUUCUGGAUCAGCUGCAGUUAUCUGAUCCACUUUUUAGGCAGACUUGUGAAAACACUGUUGCAGUAGUCGGUUCUACUAAAUAUAAACGCAUGGACUAGUUUUUCCAGAUCCUGCUGAGACAUUAGUCCUUUAAUCCUGAAAUUGUUCUAUAGGUGAUGGAAGGCAGACUUUGUAAUUUGAUUCAGACGUCUUUGGAAAGUUUUCUAUACAGCUGGAUGAAUCUACAGACAUUUCCAAUGCUGCUCAGCUGAUAGCUCUGGUGCUCUAUCCUUGAGAGGGAAACAUUUCGGAGGAUUUUUGUUUCUGCAAGGAGGUCUUGGGCAGGACAACUGGUGAGGAAAUAUUUAAGCUAGUUGAUGCUUUUCUGACUGAAGUGAGACUGAGGCUACUCAUCUAUCCUUAAAGUUAGUGAAGAAAUCACCACAUUUAUAAAGAAGAAGAAUAAAAGAUGGAAUAACAGACAUGUUUCCCCAACUGACUGACUUUUUAAACAAUGAGAAGCUGUCUGUUGCUAUUGUGAGGGAUGUUGUGACUUCACACCUAACAUCACUGUGUGAGAACUUCAGCUCAUAUUUCUGUGAUGUGAACACUGAUGCCUGGGACUGGGUGCUGAUCCAUUUUCACCUGCUGCAACAAGAAAUGGCUUAAGACAGGGGGGUCCAAACUUUUCGGUACAGGGGCCAAAACUGUCAGGUGAAAGGAACUUGAGGGCCAAAAUAAAUAAGCAAAUGAUUUUAAUUUUUCACCUGCUCUACAAAGUAGGAUGAUUUUAAAUAAAUAAAUCAGAUUAGUCAGAUUUUUUGUAGGAAAUGA
Messenger RNA from Fundulus heteroclitus (mummichog), 2374 nucleotides. Its product is annotated as gastrula zinc finger protein XlCGF57.1-like. Gene Ontology annotation, molecular function: RNA polymerase II cis-regulatory region sequence-specific DNA binding; DNA-binding transcription factor activity, RNA polymerase II-specific. The record is from RefSeq and is a predicted model, not a curated record. Gene Ontology annotation, biological process: regulation of transcription by RNA polymerase II. Lineage: Eukaryota; Metazoa; Chordata; Actinopteri; Cyprinodontiformes; Fundulidae. The coding region runs from base 1 to 1320 and encodes 439 amino acids. Gene Ontology annotation, cellular component: nucleus. The transcript is spliced from 2 exons.